AAAAUUUCUUGUCUUUCCCAAUCGACCUCGAAGAUACAAGUGGGACAUUAGAGAGGGACCGGGUUCAACUUGAUUUGAUAUGGCACCGAAUUUAGGUAUGUUGGCAAAUAGAUACAUGCAACACUAUCAAGUGUCUUCAGAAAAAAAUGAGAAGGAAGAUGAUAACUCAAUCGUAACUGAAGGCCAAGACUUAUCAUCAGACCCGUUUUUCAUUAUGAGUUUCAACAUCGCAGUGUUUCUUACCAAAAGAAGACUUGGUGAAAGAACGGCCUCACUGAGACAAGGAGAAAAGAUGGAAGAACUCACAAAACAAAUGUUGUUAAAACAUGAAAUAACAUUUAACAAAAUGGCCGGAAAGUUAACUCUUACACCAGAGAACGUAGUUGCCACUGUGGAAGCUGUUGGCCAAGAAUUGUUCCUGGAUGGCUGUAAUUUUGGCAGAAUUGUUGCUGCUUACGCUCUGUUCAUAAGAAUUCUUGAUUAUUGCCUGAGCCACAACAUGGAAGAUAAAGUUGAAGAAAUCCAAAAGACUACCGCCAAAGUUAUCAUGGAUAAAAAAGAAUGGAUAAUGAAAAAUGGCGGAUGGGAUGGUUUCAUGGACUACUUUUCUGAUCCAUCAGAGAAAAUAUGGAAGGGUUUUAUGAUAGCUACCUUUGGACUAGGGGCACUUGCUACCCUGCUGUAUACAAGAGCAUGAUGUAAGAGUAUUAAUAUGAUGGAAACACAUUUUCUAAUUGUACACUGCAUAACACCAGAAAAUCAGACUUUAUAUAUACAAAGUUUUCUGUCUUUUAAAGACAUGGUUUUAGCGUUUGAUGCAUAUUGCAUCAAAUCAACAGUUUUUUCUCAAAGAAAAUAAAGUUUUAUUUUGGGUUGCACUAAUUAAAGAACAAGGAUUGCCAGAUGAAGAUCAAGGCAAAUAAUGUUGAAUUUUUAUAGCAAAAAGAUACCACAGUCAUAGGGCUAGUCAGCUGUGAUAUCUUAAAAGAUGCUGGUCAUUAUGAGUAUGCUAUGCUGGUUCCAUUCAGGCCUUCUCAAGAAGAAAUCAGUACCUGCAGGAAUUUCCCAUUCUUGAUUAUAUUUACACUACAUUUCGACGUUUUUGUUUUUUGUCAUUUUUUAACCACAUUAAAAUGAUGAUGUGAACUUUAAAAAAAGCAAUCAAAUUUUAUACUUUAAGUUUUGAAAGACAGUUUUUAAAGACAACUACCCUAACUUCUAUGACCACCAAAACAAAAGAAAUGACGUCACCAAAGCUAACGGGUAGUGGUGAAAGUAAACAAGUAAAGAACAAAUCAGGCAUACAUUGUAAUGUCAGGAAAGUUGUGUUACGUUGUGUGAGUGUGUGCGUGCAUGUGUGUGAUUGUCCACCUUUCCUAGGCAGCCUUUCCACUAGCCUGGGUUAAAACAAAACCGGAUUAGAAGUUAUUCGUUUUUAAAGUGAGUCAAUGGAAAGGGCAAUUUUUCUUUGACCCGUUUUUAAUCCAUUUUUUACCAUUCCCACUAAGCCGGGUCAAAAUGUAUUCAGAGUGAAAAGUUGUAAGAGAAAUCAGUUUUUGCAUCAAUGAUCCUUCAAUUUCCAUCGUUGUAGGCCAAUGGAAGCAACCUGGUUUUGCUUCCAUUGCUCCCAGAAGUUAUCCUGGUUUUGGCAUUUCCAUUAACUCGCAGGUGGGUCAAAAGAUACCCGGGUUAAAACUGACCCUCUCUGAGACCCCUUUUCAAACUUACUCGUUUUUCAAGUGGGUAAGUGGGAACGCGACACAGCAACAGAUAACUUUUAACCUGUUUUUGUUAUUAACCCGGGCUAGUGGAAAGGCUGCCCUUGGAAGGCCUGUUGUGUAUUCUGUACCAUUAUACGAUUAUCUGACACAGUAAAUAUGUAAAUUUGGGCCAUGCACUACAAUGUGCAAGACUGGCAUAUGACGAGAAAGAGUCAGUUAAAACUAAAAUAGCAAUCUUGAUAAUGCACCAAACAACUUUAAAAGAAUUGACAAACAUCUUGAAGGUGGACUUCAAAUACCUUUCAUUGACUUUGCAAUGUGUAAGAUAGUUUCGCAAAUCAUUGGCACCAGUUUCUCUCUAACCUUGCCAAACAUGUGAGACCUAUACCCGAGCCCAAAAUUAGCUUUGCAAAUAGAUACAUAUCAAUGACUCAUUUUUCUAAUCAUCAUCUACGCAACUUUACAUUAGCACAAUAGCAUGGCUCAAAUUUGAAUAUAUUACAGUGAUGUAGGAUUUCAAGUUAGACUUAUUGCUCAUUUUUAUAUAGAUAAAUUUUUAUAACCAAAUGUUUUAAACUUUAAUUAUUUCAAAAGCACAGUAAAAGCAACUUUCAACAUAGGAAGUUCAUAUUAUAUCAAUUAUUCAAAGCUGCUAUAUAAAAUGCUUACAUGUGUACUAUGAUGAAUGCCAGUCUAUGUUGGGUUGUUUUUUCUAAAGCAUUAUUUGUAAUUUUGUUUCAAUGAAUUUGCUUUUAAUGCAUACUUGACCGACAAGCUUUGAAUUGAAAUGUGAAUAGUUUUUGAGUUAUUUCAGUAGUUGGACUUUUAAUUUCUAUGUAAUAUGAAGCCAUAGUCACCAA
Rhopilema esculentum is the source of this 2581-nucleotide messenger RNA. Its product is annotated as induced myeloid leukemia cell differentiation protein Mcl-1 homolog. The record is from RefSeq and is a predicted model, not a curated record. Gene Ontology annotation, molecular function: BH domain binding. Gene Ontology annotation, cellular component: mitochondrial outer membrane. Lineage: Eukaryota; Metazoa; Cnidaria; Scyphozoa; Rhizostomeae; Rhizostomatidae. Gene Ontology annotation, biological process: extrinsic apoptotic signaling pathway in absence of ligand; intrinsic apoptotic signaling pathway in response to DNA damage; regulation of apoptotic process.